AUGAAAAGUAGUAACGUAGACGAGAGCUUUAGCUUUAGCUUGCGCGAUUCCCGGAGGGAGAGCUUGCGCGAACGAAGUUAUCCCUCUAAGAUGAAAAUUUAUAACAAUAACUUAAAACGGAGCGGAGCGCCUAAAACAAUACUUUUAAAGAAAAAAAUAGGUGAUAUAGGAAUAACCAAAUAUUUACCUUCAUUUUCUAAAGAAUGAAAGAAUACUAUAUAUUCUUAUAAUAAAAAUACAUUAAAGAAUAUACCAGUUAAUGAUUUAAAUAUAAACAAAAUAAUAAAAGGUUAUUUUAAUUUAUAUUUUAAAGAUCAUAAAUAUACAGGAUCUAAAUUUAUAUUAUUAAAAAGAAGACGUAAUUUAUUAAGAAGAAUACAUGUAAGUAAUGCGGAAAUUAAACAUACUAAUAAUAAAGCAAUAAUUACGCUAUAUACUUUAAAUAGAGAAAAAAAUGUAUUAAAAAAAAAAUAUUUAAAAAUAAAUAAAAAAAUAAGUAAAAAAUUAAUAGCCAAACGUUAUUUUUUAUUAUAUAAAAAAAAUAUAAAAAAAAUUUAUAAAAUCUUAGGUGAAUAUAAAGAUCAAUAUAUAUUUAUUAGUGAUAUAAUAAGAAAAACGAAAUUUAUAAAGUAUAAACUAGAAUAUUUAAAUAAAUUUAUAAAAUUAAAAGAUCUUUAUUUAAAAAAAGUUUGAGGUGUUAUUCUUAACCAAUAUGCCAGAAAAUAUCUAAAAUACUUAAGAAAAUAUGAUUUAUUAUAUUCUCUUAACCAAUAUAAAUUCAACAGAUUGGUGUUUUUACCUAUAUUAAGUAAUAUAUUAAAUAAAAUUAUAGGAAAAAAAAUAGAAUAUAAUAUAAUUAAUUUAAAAUCUGUUGCAUAUCAUACAGAUCUUUUUACUAAUGCAUUAGCAUUAAAAUUAAGAAAAAGAAGAAUAAAUUAUAUAAAUUCUAUGUUUAGUAUUUUAAAUAGAGCAUAUUUACCUAAUAUUAACUCGAUUAAAGAAAGAUCUAGAAUAAAAGGUGAUAAAAAAAUGGAUCUAUUUCAAGGUAAAUUUAAAGAUUUAAAAAUAAUUUCUAAUAUGAAUGCUUCGAAUAUUCCUGCUUUGCAGGAAUUAGAAGCGCCCUCUUUAUCUAAACUGUUAGAUGGUGCAUAUCCUUCAGAUAUAAAUAUAGGUGGUACAGGUGAGCUGGCGCCUUCGGGGAAAAUCGCUGCGCAAGCUAAAGCUCUCGGAGAAAAUCGCGCAAGCUAUUUGUUCACGCAAGCGAACGAAAAUAUUCAUAAUACCAUUUAUAAUUCUAUUGGAUAUAAAAAUAUGGGAGGUAUAAGAUUAGAAGUUAAAGGUAGAUUAACUAAACGUUAUAGAGCGGAUAGAUCUGUCUAUUCAUUAAAAUGAAAAGGAGGAUUAAAAAAUGUAGAUUCUUCUUUUAGAGGUUUAAGUUCAGUUUUAUUUAGAGGUAAUUCUAAAUCAAAUGUAACUUAUUCAAUAGCUAAAUCAAAACGUCGUAUUGGAGCCUUUGCAGUAAAAGGUUGAAUAGGCGGAAAAUAA
Fusarium verticillioides 7600 is the source of this 1545-nucleotide messenger RNA. The record is from the annotation of a RefSeq genome assembly. Lineage: Eukaryota; Fungi; Ascomycota; Sordariomycetes; Hypocreales; Nectriaceae.